AUUAAAUCUUUCAAUCUUCAACCCCUCGAUCUCUACUCCACGGCAUGACCCCGAGUUCAACCAUCACGAUACCCUGAAGAAAGUAAAAUAAAUUAAAUUAAAAUAAAUCAGGACGUAUAUACCUGGUGUCCAAAAUGGAUCGCCAAUCCGUUUACUCAGUUUCCGUCUUCCAGUCCAACUCGGGACCAAACGAAGAUAGCCGGCUGCAUAUACAGGAACAGCUCGUAACAUUUAUCCUCGAGUUCAGACACGACAAUAUCUUCAUCUACCGAGAUCAAUUAAGGGAAAACGCAUUAUUAAAGAAGUACUAUUGCGAUGUCAACGUUACCGAUUUAAUCAAGUAUAAUGAAGAGCUUGCGCACCGACUAGUGACGGAGCCCGCUGAAAUUAUACCUCUUUUCGAACUAGCCCUCAAGAAAUGCACACACCGAAUCAUCUUCCCCCAUGAUCCGAAAGCUGUCAUACCUGAACACCAACUACUCCUCCACUCCAACGCAGAAGAUGUCUCGAUCCGGAAUCUGGAUUCCGAGACCAUUGCUAGACUCGUCAGAGUACCUGGUAUCGUCAUCGGCGCCUCUGUCAUGUCUUCUAAAGCCACACAGCUACAUAUCCAAUGCCGAAGUUGUCUACACACGCAGGUAGUCCCUGUCUUAGGUGGAUUUACUGGUGUAACACUUCCGCGCACAUGCGGUCGUCAGAGACCUCCCAAUGACCCCUCCGAGAAAUGUCCUCUCGAUCCUUACUUUGUUACUCACGAGAAGUCCAAGUUUGUCGAUCAGCAGAUUAUCAAGCUCCAAGAAGCACCGGACCAGGUACCCGUGGGAGAGCUUCCGCGACAUGUUCUCAUCUCCGCAGACCGGUAUCUUACAAACAGAGUUGUUCCCGGAUCGAGAUGUACAAUCAUGGGAAUUUUCUCCAUUUACCAAAAUAAGGCUUCUAAGAACUCAUCAACUGGCGGCGCCGUCGCUAUACGAACACCUUACCUCAGAGCCGUGGGCAUCCAGACUGACGUAGAUGCCACAGCAAAAGGUCACUCGAUCUUCUCCGAGGAAGAAGAGCAGGAAUUUAUGGAACUCAGCCGAAGACCUGACCUCUACAAUAUCAUGGCUGACUGUAUCGCCCCGUCGAUUUAUGGUAACCGAGAUAUUAAGAAGGCCAUACUUUGCCUGCUGCUGGGAGGAUCGAAGAAGAUCUUACCAGAUGGCAUGAAGCUAAGAGGUGAUAUAAACGUGCUCCUCCUCGGUGACCCGGGUACGGCGAAGUCGCAACUGUUGAAAUUCGUCGAGAAAGCCGCCCCUAUAUCUAUUUACACCUCCGGAAAGGGUUCCUCGGCUGCUGGUUUAACAGCUUCCGUGCAGAGAGACCAUUCUACACGAGAAUUUUACCUCGAAGGUGGUGCAAUGGUGUUAGCGGAUGGUGGUGUGGUAUGUAUCGAUGAAUUCGACAAGAUGCGAGACGAGGAUCGUGUUGCGAUCCACGAAGCUAUGGAACAACAGACCAUCUCAAUUGCCAAGGCAGGCAUAACAACAAUCCUAAACGCACGAACCUCCGUCCUCGCGGCGGCUAACCCUAUCUUUGGCCGUUACGACGAUAUGAAGACACCAGGCGAGAACAUCGAUUUUCAGACCACCAUUCUGUCCCGUUUUGACAUGAUCUUCAUUGUCAAGGACGAUCAUAGCAGGGAUAAAGAUGAGCGCAUUGCCAAGCACGUCAUGGGUAUUCACAUGGGUGGCCGUGGUCUUGAGGAGCAAGUCGAGGGUGAAGUACCAGUUGAGAAGAUGAGGCGGUACAUCAGCUACUGCAAAUCACGCUGCGCACCCCGCCUCUCCCCCGAAGCCGCCGAGAAGCUAUCCUCGCACUUCGUCUCCAUCCGAAAACAAGUCCACGCCUCCGAGCUCGAAGCCAACGCGCGCUCCAGCAUCCCCAUCACCGUGCGACAACUCGAAGCCAUCGUGCGCAUCACGGAGGCCCUCGCGAAGCUGACCCUCUCCCCCGUGGCCACCGAGCAGCACGUCGACGAAGCCAUCCGGCUCUUCCUCUGCUCGACCAUGGACGCCGUCACCCAGGGGACUGCGAACCAGGGCGGCCGCGAGCUGAACGAGGAGGUCGCGCGCGUCGAGCAGGAGCUUCGUCGCCGCUUGCCUAUCGGGUGGAGCACCAGCCUGGCGACCCUGCGCCGCGAGAUGGUCGAGGGCAAGGGCUUCAGCGAGCAGAGUCUUAACCGCGCGCUGAUGCUCCUGCAGAGACGGGAUACCAUUAUGUUCCGGAACCAGGGCGCGCAGGUAUAUCGGAACGGUGCUUAAGAGUACCUACCUAGGUGCCUACUUAGGGUAGACGAGGUGAUGUGGCCUAUGUGAUGUGAUUCAUGAUGUGGAAGGGAGCUUGCUUGCUUCAUUCGGCUCGGCGUUCAGGUUAUGCUCGAUCAACACACAGAUAAACAAACAAACGAGGGGUACCUACCUGACAUACGUGGGUUUAGGUACGAUUCCGAGAUGCUAUUUACUUUGGGUACGUACGAGUAUGCCAUGGUAGAUGAAGCUAGGCUAGGUAGUUAUAGUAAUUAUGAACGACGUCAAUGUUGAAUAAAAGCAAAAUUACUUGCUACGCCUAAUGCCAGACAGAGAAAUAUUGGAUAUAGUCAUGCCCAUUGUAGAUACAGCCCCAAGUACAAAGGACCUAUAUAUCUACUUCAAUCGCGAGAGGUACCCAAAUCAGACAAAAUGUUGCUUCAUCCCACCCGCCCGCCUAAUACAGGACCCUAGGUCGUCGGUACCUACCUACCUACCUACAAGAAACCUAUAAAUAUGAAAUCUCAUCCCCUUCUCGCCGUCAUCAUCAU
This is a messenger RNA of Daldinia caldariorum, 2839 nucleotides long. Its product is annotated as MCM-domain-containing protein. NCBI's taxonomy places the organism in Eukaryota, Fungi, Ascomycota, Sordariomycetes, Xylariales, Hypoxylaceae. Gene Ontology annotation, molecular function: ATP binding; single-stranded DNA binding; DNA replication origin binding. Gene Ontology annotation, cellular component: nucleus; MCM complex. Bases 135 to 2303 code for a protein of 722 amino acids. The transcript has 3 exons. The record is from RefSeq and is a predicted model, not a curated record. Gene Ontology annotation, biological process: double-strand break repair via break-induced replication; DNA replication; DNA replication initiation.